This is a messenger RNA of Panicum hallii, 1406 nucleotides long. Its product is annotated as hydroxypyruvate reductase-like. Lineage: Eukaryota; Viridiplantae; Streptophyta; Magnoliopsida; Poales; Poaceae. Gene Ontology annotation, molecular function: NAD binding; phosphoglycerate dehydrogenase activity. The record is from RefSeq and is a predicted model, not a curated record. The transcript is spliced from 10 exons. Bases 21 to 1175 code for a protein of 384 amino acids.
AGGCCUUUUGUUUUUCCUACAUGGCGGGAGCAAGAUUAGCAGCAAGGCUCACACACUCGCCCGCACACCAGCUCUCUCGCACAGCUGCCGCCGCCGCCGGCGCUGCGGCCGCUUGGCGCCGUCGCCGGGAUUCCGUUUCCCUCCCGCGAGGUUCUUUUUCAAAAAUGGCCUGCUCAGUUGGAUGCAGUGGAGACAGAAAGGUCACAAGGGUGCUAUUCUGCGGCCCCUAUUUUCCUGCUUCUACUAUUUACACCAAGGAGUAUUUGCAGAGCUAUCCAUUUGUUGAGGUUGACGAAGUAGGCCUUGAGCAGGUACCUGAUGUUAUUCAAAAGUACCAUAUAUGUGUUGUAAAAAAUCGACGCAUAGAUUCAGAUAUCAUUGCCAAGGCAACCCAGAUGAAGAUUAUUAUGCAAUAUGGUGUUGGGUUAGAAGGUGUCGAUGUAAAUGCUGCUACUGAACAUAAAAUUAAAGUUGCACGGAUACCUGGGAGUAUGACAGGAAAUGCGGUGUCUUGUGCGGAGAUGGCAAUUUAUCUUACCCUUGGUGUUCUGCGGAAGCAAAAGUUGAUGGAUAAUGCUGUCAAUCACAAGGACCUGGGCAGUCCAACAGGAGAAACAAUAUUUGGCAAAACAGUCCUUAUCCUGGGAUUUGGAGCCAUAGGCGUGGAAAUUGCCAAGAGGCUAAAACCAUUUGGCGUAAAAGUUCUUGCUACUAAAAGAAAUUGGUCAUCAGGUUCAUUGCCAUGUGAUAUUGAGGGGCUUGUAGAUAAAAAAGGUGGACCAGAAGAUAUGUAUGAGCUUGCUGGAGAAGCUGACAUAGUCAUAACUUGCUUGCUACAAACCAAUGAAACAGUUGGAAUUGUUGAUAAUAUGUUCCUCUCAGCGAUGAAAAAGGGCUCAUGUCUGGUCAAUAUUGCUAGAGGACGUCUACUGGAUUAUAAGGCUGUGUUUGAUCACCUCGAAUCAGGUCAUUUAGGUGGUUUGGGCAUUGAUGUUGCUUGGACAGAGCCAUUUGAUCCAAAUGAUCCAAUUCUGAAAUUCUCGAAUGUUAUUUUAACACCACAUGUGGCUGGAGUCACCGAAUACUCUUACAGAACUAUGGCAAAGGUUGUUGGGGAUGUUGCUCUCCAGCUUCAUUCAGGAGAGCCAUUCACCGGAAUUGAAUUCGUGAACUAGAUCCAGAGGUGGCAGCCGGCCUUGAUGUUGUCUGUUGAAUUCAGACAGAGUACUGGAAUUGUUUGUGUGCAUUGCUUCAUGUGCAUAGGGAAUAACUUAUUGGCAAUGCCAGUAAGAAUUAAUUUUUGCUCUCCCGAGAUUGAAUUUGACUGAAGCAAAAUUACACACUGCAGCAAGUCUGUCCGAAUUGAUCUGCUCAAAAGAAACAAGAAUAGUGUUUUUUUUGCCUUA